UCCUCUCCUUUUUCUCACGAGAUUUUCGAAUUGUGUAUUAAUAUCUUUGAAUGUUUUUCUCCGUGAAAAAAUUGUCACUUUAGUCAACACAUUUUAAUAAUGAUAUCAGUGUUAUCAAUGUCCUUAAUCGGUACAUUUUAAUCAUAUUUGCAAUUCAUUUUGAUAUUUGAGAGACUAUUUCUUUCACCAACAGUAGAAACUGCGAUCAAAAUUGUUCAAACCAGCAUAAUAUUCUUCCUUGAAUUUUUUUUUUGUACUUUUCUGAGAUAUUUAAGUUUUGAAUAAGCUUAACCGGUAGUAUGGUGGGUACAUAAAAAACAAAAGACUAUUAAAUCGAUCAGAUGGAGCAAUACGACGUACUGGAGCAAAUUGGGAAAGGGGCUUUUGGUUCUGCCCUUCUUGUCAGGCAUAAACACGAAAAGAAGAAGUAUGUACUGAAAAAGAUUCGUCUUGCUCGUCAGACUGAAAGGUCUCGAAGAUCUGCACAUCAGGAGAUGGAGCUCAUAUCUAAAUUGCGAAAUCCAUUCAUUGUAGAGUACAAAGAUUCGUGGGUAGAAAAGGGUUGCUAUGUAUGCAUUAUUAUAGGCUACUGUGAAGGAGGAGACAUGGCAGAAGCUAUUAAGAAGACCAAUGGAAUCCUUUUUCCUGAAGAGAAGCUCUGUAAGUGGCUGGUUCAACUCCUCAUGGCAGUUGACUACUUGCACGUUAAUCAUAUUCUUCAUCGUGAUGUUAAGUGUUCAAAUAUAUUCUUGACAAAAAAUCAAGAUAUACGUCUAGGUGAUUUUGGACUAGCCAAAAUACUGACCUCAGAUGACCUUGCUUUGUCUGUUGUGGGAACACCCAGCUAUAUGUGUCCUGAGCUUCUUGCUGAUAUACCUUAUGGCUCAAAGUCAGAUAUUUGGUCUCUAGGAUGCUGUAUAUAUGAAAUGGCUAGUCUAAAACCAGCAUUUAAAGCAUUUGAUAUUCAAGCACUAAUUAACAAAAUUAACAAGUCAAUAGUAGCUCCCCUUCCGACAAAGUACUCAAGUGAAUUUCGAGGUCUCGUUAAAAGCAUGCUGCGGAAAAAUCCAGAAUUUAGGCCAAGUGCUGCAGAGUUGCUUGGUCAUCCACACCUUCAGCCUUACGUUCUUAAGGUUCAUCUCAAACUUAAUAACCCCAGGCGUAGUAGUUUAUCUGUCCAAAGGCCUCAAUCCAACUACUCUAGGAAAACAAGAUUUUCAGAGCCAGAAGUUCAUUACUCCAAUUUUCAAGAGAAGCGGCAUUCAUUUAACAAUGAUAGGACAUUGAAUCCGAGUAUAUCUGGAGAAUCUGUUGGAGACUCUCAUAAAGAGGUUGCCACUCCCAUUAAGAGGACAAUCACUUCCAAAACAUCAAGUACGGCAAAGACUUCAAGAUUUACGCCAUCAAAAGCUUCUGCCACUCCCAAGAGAUGGAUGGAACCCCUUAAGCGUGGAUCGGUUUCACAUACUCAAAAGAAAUCCGUGUCAACAAUUCGCCGUGCUUCGUUGCCAAUGUCAACCGGAACUAGAGGUCAACAAUCUGAUAGCAGGUCCACUGCGGGCAUCCUCCAUUGUAUAGAAUCUCCUGAUGUCUCUGUUAAUUCUCCUAGAAUUGAUAGGAUAGCCGAAUUCCCAUUAGCUUCAUAUGAUCUUGGUGAUCGUUCUAUCACGAAAGACAAAUGCACGGUUCAGAUCUCUGACAGAACAAAGGCCAGUUAUGCUGAUGCAUGGCAAGGAAUUCAACGCAGCAUCUUCAAGACUGAAAGGGGAGAAUUAAGUGAUGCAGGCUCUGAUCUAAAUGCCACUGCUGGAGCAUCAAGUCGCACCUCAUCAGACUUGAGGCGACACCGGUUUGAUACUCGGUCGUUCCAGCAAAGAGCUGAAGCUUUGGAAGGGUUACUUGAAUUCAGUGCAAGAUUGCUUUGCCAGUCAAGAUAUGAAGAACUGGGGGUUUUACUGAAACCUUUCGGGCCUGGUAAGGUCUCCCCAAGGGAAACUGCGAUUUGGUUAACGAAAAGCAUCAAGGAAAAUACAACCAAGCAGGAGGUUUGAUACCAAUAUUCGUUUUGCCUUAUGUAUCAUAAUCGUAACCACAACUACUUUAGUCUAUUGGUAAGCCUUUAGUUUAGCAAUUUUUUUUUUCUUUUGUUAAACAGGAAUUAGCCGCUUAGAUUUUAAUUUUUCUCGUUAUAAUUACUGAGUUGUGAAUCGGAUAUUGUAGGUAACUGAUUCAAAAAUUCUUUUAGCUCGUCAAAUGGGACAACUAAGUAGAAGUUCUAGAAAUUGUAUCUAAUCGUUUUAAUUCUGCAAUUUUGCUUGCAGUUUAGCUGAAUCAUAUUCAGUGGAGAUGUAAUAUUGCUCCUUCUGCCUUUUAUUCCUCUUUUC
Messenger RNA from Humulus lupulus (European hop), 2384 nucleotides. RefSeq names its product serine/threonine-protein kinase Nek1. The record is from RefSeq and is a predicted model, not a curated record. NCBI's taxonomy places the organism in Eukaryota, Viridiplantae, Streptophyta, Magnoliopsida, Rosales, Cannabaceae. Gene Ontology annotation, biological process: protein phosphorylation. Gene Ontology annotation, molecular function: protein kinase activity; ATP binding. Bases 342 to 2051 code for a protein of 569 amino acids. The transcript has 16 exons.